GCCUCCCCGCCACCGCUCCUGAAGGAUUUUGCUCGAUUUUUGUGGAUGAGGGUUGUGGAGCCGGUGCUUCCUUGGGGAGAUGCAGCAGCGUAAGGUCGGCCUGAGCCCCGAGGUACCCGGGCUGGGGUCAGGAGGCUCCGUCCUGUCAGGGGGCAGGCAGAAGCAAUGGCAUGGAGAAGUCACUCAGGAUCUCCGAAACCAACUUGUUCAUAAAUUAGUCCAAGCCAUAUUUCCUACUCCUGACCCCGCAGCACUGAAGGAUCGGCGUAUGGAGAAUCUGGUGGCAUAUGCUCGGAAAGUGGAAGGGGAUAUGUAUGAAUCGGCAAACAGCAGGGCAGAGUACUAUCACUUGCUAGCGGAGAAGAUCUAUAAGAUUCAGAAGGAGCUGGAGGAGAAACGAAGGACCAGGCUGCAGAAGCAAAACAUGAUCCCAAAUGCUCCAGGCAUGCCGCAGGCUCCCAUGAAUCAAGGGCCCAAUAUGGGACAGCCCCAGCCAGGGAUGUCUGCAAGUAAGAACAGUUGGGUUACUGAAUACCUGGUGCAGGGGAAUCCUCUACUGUCGUGGUCACCAUGGUCAGGCUGGUCACCAUUUCCCUCUUUUCAUUUCACAGUUACCUUUGUAAAGUGUUUACUAAUUUGUAAAAUUAGUCUGCUAAAAGUUAAGCAGAAUACUUCUUUUUUUUAUUUAUUUCUUCUGUUUGCUUGUUGGUUUUCCGAGCUUUUCUACCUUACUUUCCUUUUUCAAAGACAGUAUCGUGAACGUAUGACCAAGGGCUACAAGUCAUAAGCAUUUUUUCUUCAAAAUGGCUGCCAGUGCUGAUGACAGAAAUGAAACCCUUGCAAUGUUUUUUGUUUUCUUACGGUGUCGGCAUAGGAAGUGAGAGCAAAAGCAUUACUAAAGCUCUGUGUGACUUCCCACCAUGCUGAAGAAUUUGGAAGCUGGCCCUGUAAGGAGAAUGGCUGCCACUUGGUGCUGAAGUGAAACUAGGCCCACAGACUGCCAGGAUUCUCAUGAGCUCUUUGAAGUAACAGAGUAGAAGACUAAAAAAGGAGGCUCUGGAGGAGCAGCGGAUGAAUUUAUGAAGCCUGGGGACCUGGAGCAUGAGCUCCCCACCCCAGAGCAUGGGCGAGGGGACAGUCCCAGUAGAUGAGCACAAAGAGCCAGUGUGCCAAGGCUCCUAAAGGAAAUUGUGGUGAUAAGGGAUAGAGCUGCUGCUGAAGUACAGAAAGCUUCUCCAGCUGCACAGCUUGGAGCUGAGCACCUGUGUCCAGCUCUGAGAAAGCAGCCUGGCCUCUGUCCUGCAGGAAUAAUCCCCCCAUUGCAUCGUGGGCUCCGGUGCUUUCACCUGACAGCAGCCUUUUUAUAAUGAUCUUUCUAAAAUUUUUACUUCAGGUGGCAUCAAAACAGAGACAAGGCCCAGAGCAGCAGUAAGGAAGGAGAUAGGAAAAGUGAAAUCUAAUCUUAGGUUUGGGGUUUUGGUUUCUUGAGAUUGUCAGUGCUGUUAUAUCCCUGAAGAAAGGAGCUGGCUUUACAAAGACGUUACGAUUAAUGUUACAUAGCGAAGUUUUUAUUAUUAAAGAGAAUAUAAGUAUUCCUUAACCAAUUUGAAUUUGAUUCAAAUUAAAAUGAAAUUAUUUAAAUACUGUUAUUUAUUGAAAAGGUUUACUUAGAACUGCAAUGACAAAUGAACAGCCACAGGAUGGGGACUGCCUUUAAACCUGUUCUGUGUCAAGGCAGAACUCAUUUUUGCUUAAGCUUUCAUGAAGCCUUGAGCCAGCCGGUCUGUGACGUAAGGAAGCAGUGCUGCUUGUUGUGCUCUGGGAAGGAAGCGGGAGAUGUGCACCAGCAAUAGCUCAUAAUGCGUUACAUGAAUGAUUACUGCAGCAGAAAGAUUUAAUGAACCUUUAAUUUUGUAUCUGUGUCUUUUCUGGAAACAGCUUUGUUGUCUGUCAUGCAGUGCACUGUCUGGCAGUAUUUAUACAAGGGAGUAACAGCCUUUAUAAUUUAUUAUCAACUACAUUAUUUAAAUACUUUAAAAGCAAUUUUCUGUUUCUUAACAGCGCUGUGGGAUUGUUUUUGGAACCUGAACCUGGAGGACCCCUGAUGCUACAGAAAUUUGCUGAUGGAGUUGCACGCAGCAGGCUUUGCAAGCUCGCCGCCACUGUCCCUCUAUAAUUAGGCUGUGACCCCAGUCACUGCCCAGGGUUCUAAGCAUGGUUCACACUGAUAGUGACACUCCUUUGCGUUUAGAUCGACAGGCUGUAGCCUCGUGUUAGUGCCUUUGGAUUGUCUGGAAGAGCAAUCCAUGCAUAUCUGUAACAUAGGUAAGCCUCUGGAGUGAACCUUCUCCAUGCUGCCUUACUUUCGCCUGCAACUAAGGCCGUACUGUCUGCACAUGAGAGGAACUGUGCGUAUGCCUCACGCAUUACUUGUUUAGCUCCUCGCUACAAGGUCUGUACAGAGUAGGAACAUUCAGUACAGGUAGGGGGUUUUUUUCUUUUUUCUUUGUCAACACAAUGAAGGUGAUAACAAAAUAAAAGGGGUAGAAUGGGAAAUAGAACUAACUGCAGGGGACGUACCUUUUGAGUAAGAGAGAAUCGAUGCCAGAGACAUACAGUGAGACACUUGCUUCUUGGCUGUUCUUGACAGCGAGCUGGGGUGAGGGAUGUUGCUACCAGUACCGCUAAGACCACACUACUUUUCCAUGGGGGAAAAAAAAGCCAAAAGGGAGAGGAGCAUUCAUACUACGACAAAUCUAUGCUAUAAAUGCAUAAAAAUUUUAAAACCAAUUGCAUAGCACAGUAAACACUUUAAGGCCUCUUUUGUAUAGGUAAUACUUUCUUUGCCAAAUAAAACAUCUAUUUUUGCCUGA
This is a messenger RNA of Harpia harpyja (harpy eagle), 2873 nucleotides long. Its product is annotated as histone acetyltransferase p300-like. NCBI's taxonomy places the organism in Eukaryota, Metazoa, Chordata, Aves, Accipitriformes, Accipitridae. Gene Ontology annotation, molecular function: transcription coactivator activity; histone acetyltransferase activity; chromatin DNA binding. The record is from RefSeq and is a predicted model, not a curated record. Gene Ontology annotation, cellular component: transcription regulator complex; histone acetyltransferase complex. The coding region runs from base 80 to 787 and encodes 235 amino acids. Gene Ontology annotation, biological process: positive regulation of transcription by RNA polymerase II. The transcript is spliced from 3 exons.